UAGGAAUUUGAUUUGAGCAGGGUUUUGCUAAGGAAACGAUUGAACGACUUGUCAUUCACUCGCUCGAGACUCCGACCGAAACAAUACAGCGAGAAGGAGAGAAGCAGUGGAGGUAAGAAAAGCAACGCGAAGGAGAGAAGCAGUGAAACUUUGAUUAGAUAAUUAUGCUUUCUGGGAUCAAGGUUAUACCUCGUCAUCAGAUUAAUGAAGAAGAAGAUAAAAAGGGGAAUGAUUCUACAGAAAAGAGAAUAAAGAAGUCAGAUCGUAAAAUGGACAAGCAUAGGAGAAAAAGGAAGAAUUCACAUUACAGUAGUGGCUCAGAUGAUAGUAUUGGAAAAAUAAAUAAAGGAUCUCGGAAAAAGAAGAAGUGGUAUUCGUCUGAUGACUAUUCAUCGGAAGAUUCGAGUGAUGAUGACAGUGAUUACAGUUCUGACAAAAUUGAAAAGGAACAAAGGAAUAGAAGAAAGAAUAAGAGAGGAAAUAAUUACAGUUCUGGGAAUGAGUAUAGCGAUAGGUCAAAGAAGAGACCAAGAAGUGGUAAAAAGCAUGACUCUUCUUCAUCUGCCCCUGAAGAUGAGGGUUAUAAAGGAAGUGGAAAAGGUGGGAGUAAGAAAUAUAAGGAAAAAGGGGGAAAGAGUGUGGCUAAUGAUUUAACUGAUGAUGGUAGAGAGGACAUAGAAAUUACAAGAAAGGAAAUGGGAUUGGAUUGGAUGCUUAGACCUGCAGAUAGAAGACCUGCAGUGAAUGUUGAUGAGCAGCCUGAGAAACCAGCUCUUGAGGAGAUGAAGAGUGUAGAUCCUAGGGAAUUGAAUCCGUACUUGAAGGAUAAUGGAAGUGGUUAUCCAGAUGAUGCAGAAGAGAAAAGAAAAGGCAAUGACCAACUUCCUCCUUCUUCAGUUGUUGGAGACGGAGGUGCAAGUUGGAGACUGAAAGCUUUGAAGCGUGCACAAGAGCAAGCAAAACGAGAAGGAAGAAAGCUUGAAGAGGUUGUAGAAGAACGAUGGGGUUCUCUUGGUCAAUUAGCUGUCUCUGCAGUAUCUCAUACGGCUGCCCCAGCUCGUGCUCAUCUACAUGCCAUAAAAAGUAGGAGGAGGGGACUGGCAGAUGAAACUGAUGCAACUGAUCAAUGCGAGAGAGAUGUGGAAAAGAAUCGUGGCCACUUGAAGGAUGUAUCUGUCAGACACCCUGAAAUGAGAGCUCCCAAAGUACGCAAUUCUUUAUCCUGGGGAAAACACAAAGGUCAAAACGUGCCUGCAAAAGAUGAAAGCCUUAUUUCUGCUGCAGUAUCUAGCUUAAAUAAGUUCGCUGAUGAUGGAAGUUUCAUGUCCAAAGUUUUUAGUCAGCAGAAUAAUGAUCCUUCUUGUUCUGUUGGUUCCCAAACUAAUCAAGAUGAAAAUGUUGAGCUAAAAGUUGCUUCAUCUGAACUGAAUAAACCUAGUGAAGGCUUCACGACUGUUAAGGAAGCAUUGAGUGCAAACCAGUUGGCAGCUAAAGCCUUGCAGCUUCGUAUGAAAGGAAAGCAUGAAGAAGCAGAUAAGCUCAUGCAAGAAGCUGAGAAUCUAAAGGUGAAGCAAGGCAAUGUAGAUAAUUCGAGUAAACCUCAAAAAGUUGGAAGCACCAAAAGGUAUGUUGUUCAAGAUAUUUCUGCUCGAAGAAAGGAGGAGGAUGCUGAUAGACAUCUAGCUCAGAAGAUCAUUCAGAAUAAGCAGUACAGUUUAUCUGGUCGGGCAGACAAUGAGUAUGAUUUUGAGGAUGGUCCUAGCAGAAAAUCUAAGAAGAAGGGGAUAGGUAAUGAUCACAAAUCGACAGAGAAAAAUGUUCUCGCAAAACGCAUCUUGACCCAGCAAGAGCGAUGUCUUUUUUGCUUUGAGAAUCCAAUCCGUCCAAAACAUCUCGUUGUGUCGAUAGCAAACUUCACAUAUUUGAUGUUGCCACAGUGGCAGCCUGUUGUUCCAGGCCAUUGCUGUAUCUUACCACUGCAGCAUGAAUCGGCCACAAGGAUGGUUGACAAUAAUGUAUGGGAAGAAAUUCGCAAUUUCAAGAAAUGCCUUAUAAUGAUGUUCGCAAAGCAAGAGAAGGAUUUAGUGUUUCUUGAAACAGUAAUGGGGUUGGCAAAACAACGCCGCCAUUGUUUAAUUGAGUGCAUUCCCCUGCCACGUGAAAUUGCUAGACAGGCUCCUCUCUAUUUUAAAAAGGCAAUUGAUGAAGCUGAAGAUGAGUGGAGCCAACACAAUGCAAAGAAGUUAAUUGAUACAAGUGUAAAGGGGCUCCGCAAUUCAAUUCCUAAGGACUUCCCUUACUUCCAUGUUGAGUUUGGUCUAAACAAGGGGUUUGUCCAUGUGAUUGAUGAUGAGGAGCAAUUUAAAAGCAGCCUUGGUCUCAAUGUAAUAAGAGGCAUGCUACAAUUGCCAGAGGAAGACAUGCAUCGUCGUCGAAGGCACGAGUCAGUGGAGGCACAAAAGCAGGCAGUUGCACAUUUCGUACGAGAUUGGGAACCCUUCGACUGGACGAAACAACUUUCUUGAAUUAAAAAAAUGCAACUCUUAUGUAUUUGUGGUGUUACAAAUUCUUUUGUAUUAGAAGUAGUGUUACAUAUAAUGAUUAAUUAUACUAUAUUAGUGACUUAUUUGACUAGAGAGAAUUCCUUUACCUUUUUCAAAUGAAAGGAUUGUAUAAAUACAGUAAUUAUGUAAUAAAUUUAUUGUAGAAUACAGUAAUAAUUAUGUUGAA
Molecule: messenger RNA, 2730 nt
Organism: Jatropha curcas
Lineage: Eukaryota; Viridiplantae; Streptophyta; Magnoliopsida; Malpighiales; Euphorbiaceae
Product: CwfJ-like family protein
Biological process (GO): mRNA splicing, via spliceosome
Cellular component (GO): post-mRNA release spliceosomal complex
Source: RefSeq, a predicted model, not a curated record